GGGCCGCUCUGCGCGAGGUUGGCCUGUGGGCCGCGCAUCUGGCGCGACUGGAGAGCAGGCGGCGCGUCCCUGGAGGUCUCCUCCCUCGGAACUCCGCGGCUGAACGUCGGAGCCUGCCCUUGGCCCCUCUGCAGUCCGAAGGUUCCAGCUUCUGGAGUCCUGGAGGCGGUGGCGGCCCAGGAAGGAGCAGCAGCGCCGGGGAGGAAAAUUCUUCCAAGGAUGGUCUCCCACUCAGAGUUGAGGAAACUUUUCUGUUCAGCUGAUGCAGUGUGCUUUGAUGUUGACAGCACAGUCAUCAGAGAAGAAGGAAUUGAUGAACUGGCCAAAUUCUGUGGAGUUGAGGAUGCCGUGUCAGAAAUGACGCGGCGCGCCAUGGGCGGGGCAGUGCCUUUCAAGGCGGCGCUCACAGAGCGCUUAGCUCUGAUCCAGCCCUCCAGGGAGCAGGUGCAAAGGCUCAUAGCAGAGCACCCACCACACCUGACCCCAGGCAUAAGGGAGCUUGUAAGUCGCCUACAGGAGCGAAAUGUUCAGGUUUUCUUGAUAUCUGGUGGCUUUAGGAGCAUCGUGGAGCAUGUUGAUUCAAAGCUCAAUAUCCCAUCAACCAAUGUAUUUGCAAACAGGCUGAAAUUCUACUUUAAUGGUGAAUAUGCAGGUUUUGAUGAGAUGCAGCCCACAGCUGAAUCUGGUGGGAAAGGAAAAGUUAUUAAGUUUUUAAAGGAAAAAUUUCAUUUUAAGAAAAUAGUCAUGAUUGGAGAUGGAGCCACGGACAUGGAAGCUUGUCCUCCUGCUGAUGUCUUCAUUGGCUUUGGUGGAAAUGUGAUCAGGCAGCAGGUGAAGGACAACGCUGACUGGUACAUCACUGACUUUGUGGAGCUUUUGGGAGAACUGGAAGAGUAAUAGCAACUUUUUGCAGCGCAUAAUUAACUUCAGGUUAAUUUUUAAGAGUUAUACAGUUUGAAUACUGUUUACUUACAAUUACUUAUUACAACUUAAUGUGCAAAUUUGAUACUGAGUAGCUAGACUUCCAAGUAAAACUACAGUUAGGGCUCCUAGAAAAUUGUCAUUAAGCUAUAUUUCUAGUAUUAUGACCAUUAAUUGCCUGGAGAGUUUUAUAAUCUGACUUGUGUGUUUUCCUAGCUGUAUUUUAUUUGAAGUCUUUGAAAGGUGGAUAGUAAAUUAAACGCCUUCACUACUGAAAAUAUGGAUUAGGCAGCUUUAAGUGAAUAUUGGUUUUCGCUUUGUUAUAUAAAUAAAAGUUUAUCAUAUAUCAGAACAAAUUUGUGGUAUUUUCA
Talpa occidentalis (Iberian mole) is the source of this 1292-nucleotide messenger RNA. It is a transcript of the gene PSPH, whose product is annotated as phosphoserine phosphatase. Bases 220 to 897 code for a protein of 225 amino acids. The record is from RefSeq and is a predicted model, not a curated record. Gene Ontology annotation, molecular function: L-phosphoserine phosphatase activity; magnesium ion binding. Gene Ontology annotation, cellular component: cytoplasm. Lineage: Eukaryota; Metazoa; Chordata; Mammalia; Eulipotyphla; Talpidae. The transcript has 7 exons. Gene Ontology annotation, biological process: dephosphorylation; L-serine biosynthetic process.